CAAAGUGCUGAUCUUAACAGGUGAGGAUAUAGAAAGACAGAGGAAUUUUCAAUCAAAACAUUUCUCCUCAAUCUAUAUGGAAAUUCUAGUAGUGAAGUGUAAGCUUCAUUAAACACAUAAAAAAUGGCAUCUAACUAGACCUUCUAUUUCAUGUCUGUAUUAGUAAAUUAGUCGUUUUUAUUUACAGAUAGGCGAGUAGUAUAAUUUAUUCAUGUAAUUUCUCACAGACUGAUAGAAUUUUUCACUGCGUCUCUUAAUAAUAGCGAUUACUUAAUCAUCUAUCUUGUAAUUAAAUUAAAAUAAAUAGUGUAAUACUGGGCUCUAAUUACUCUUAAAUGCUUUAUUUUUCUGAUUACCUAUUUUAUGCCAUUUAGAAUGAAGAACUAAUUCCUUCUUUUAUAAUUAAGUUGUUUAGAAAUGAUAGAUAAUACUUAUAGUGAACUGUGCAAAUGAAAUUUAAAAGAUAAGAGAUUUUUAAAUUUUUAUUUCCUUACAGACUACGUUGACCCGAUAUAUGUGACAUAGAAUCAUUGUAGAUAAACUGACUAGAUUGAAAACUAUGAAAAAGACGAAUCUCUUUGUGGUUUUGUCGAUUUUUCUACUCGGCAUGUUUCAAGAAACUACUUCAUCCUCUUAUACAUUUAGGAGUAAUAAGGAUAUGUGUGUCAUAUAUGAGCCAGAUUUCACUUAUGCAAAGCAGUUUUGGGAUAUAGAAUUCGAAUUUAAGACUCAAAAAAAAGAUGGUUUCCUUUUGGAGCAUAUUGUUACUUUACACAAUCGAUCUUUAAAUGUUGUUCAUAUAUUGUUAGUCGAAGGUCGAGUGGUGAUGAAACUAUUUGACAUUGGAUCAGCUUCAAAUAAUGUAACGGCGAUAAUCCACAGUGAAGAGGAUGCUUCGUAUGACCAGUGGAAUAAGGUAUUUUACUCGCUAAGCACGCGCGGAAGUAACGUUUUUUUUAAAGUAAACGAAAAACGACGUCAACGUGUAAAAUACAAUGAGAAAUUCCGAAUAUUACAAAAGUGGCAUAAAACAUCCAUUACUAUCGGUGGUAGACGAGGAAUCAGUCACAAAGAUGACAAAAAAUUUGUUGGCUGUAUGAAAAGUCCCAUUUUUAUACAAGAUACGGAAAUUUACGAAGUUAGAAAUAGUGACAGAAAAAAUGUAAAAGCGGGAUGCAUAAAUGCAUGUGAUGACCUUGGCUUUAGAUGCAAUGAUGGAAUCUGUAUAAAUCGUUAUGAUCAUAUAGAAUGUGAUUGUUUUGGAACAAAAUAUUAUGGAGAUACGUGUCAUAUUUCAGAUUCCCCAGCUGUUACUUUGACUAGUCAAGAUUUCUUAUUCAUAAAUUUGACUGAGGAGCGAUUAUUUAAUUUAAUAUCUUUGGAAUUUAAAACAGUAGAAAAGAACGGCGUAAUAUUCCUCGGUUUACUAGACCCAGGAAAUUAUUUAAUAAUUUACUUAUUGAACGGAACGCUCCAGGUAUCUAUUGUUUUUAACGAUGAGUCAAAGGAAGAAGACAAUAACGUAGAACUUGACUGGAAUACUCAUCUAAAUGAUAACCGCUGGCAUAAAAUUACUUUAAAGUAUUCGAAAAAAAGGAUUGACAUUAUUCUAGACGGAGUGGAGGAAUCUAUAGAUUCAAAAAUAGUAGAAAUAAAACAAAUAUAUUAUGGAGCCUCAUUAAAUAAUAUAAAUCAUGCUAAAAUGACUACUAAUUUCACUGGAUGUCUAAAAAAUUACUUUUUUAAUACAUUCAAUCCCUUAUCAAGUGCUGUUCAGAAAAGACCCAGUCAAAUAAAGAAAGGUUGCCAUAUUAAUCAAAAUUCUGUAAAAUUUGUUGAUAAGAAAAGCAGUUUUUCUUAUGGUAACGAAGUUUGGAGCGAUGAUUUGAAAGUAGUUUUUGACAUUAGAACAUUUAGUGAAAACGGAUUGGUACUUUUUAAUCAAUAUAUUCUGGAUUUUGACCAAGGAUUUAUACAACUUUUAAUGCAAAAUGGAAUGCUCUUUUUAGAAAAACAAACUACGUCGGGCGAAAACAUUAGAAAACAGCUUCAUUAUGAUAAAUUAAAUGAUAAUACCUUUCAUGAAGUAACGAUGAUUUUCAGGAAAAAACAAGCUAUGUUGGUCAUUUCGGUUAAAAAAUCUAUUACUUUCUUUAAAUUUAAGAGCGGGGUAAGAUUUCAUGAGAGAGUGCACCUAGGCAAUUGGGCUCAGUCAAGAGGCGGAGAUAGCUUUAUUGGUUGUUUAUCAGCUGUUUCACUGAAUAAAUACAACUUGCAAGAAAAGGACUAUGUUGAUCAAGCAUUUAAACAUUUGGAAAUAGGGAGUUGUAAUUUGGAAAAUAUUUGUUCCAAACAGUCAUGCAUUCAUGGAAAUUGCAUUAGUCUAUUUCAUGCUAUAGAAUGCGAUUGUAGUGGAACGUUUUAUAAUGGAAAAUACUGUCAAUUUUCUCGUUUGAAAAGUUCGUGCCAAGAAUAUGCCGACAUUGGGUUAAAUGAGACAGGAUUUUACUUGAUGGAUCUUGAUAUGAGCAGAGCUCGUUCACACUUAACGACUUUUUGUAAUAUGAAUAACCCAAGUCAGACAGCUAUAAAAGAAGAGUUAGCUUCCGAAUAUUUAGUCGAAAAGGAUCAACCUAUCAAAUUAGAUUAUCGGAAUAUAUCAAUUGCAACCAUUGAAUCUCACAUUAAACAAUUCGGAAGUUGUAAUCAAUCCUUGUUAAUCGAAUGUUCUACUAAUGAUGUGAUAUUACAAGCCGCUAAGAAUUCUCAACCAAGAACAGUCUGCAAAUCUAUACUUCCAGAUGAAGAAGAGAAGACUGAUUAUAUUUCAUUCAAGACAGAAGAUUUACCUUUAACAGAAAUUAUUUUUAAAAAUGUGAAACGACCUCUUCGAAUAUUAGUUGGAGAUUUAGUUUGCCAAACAGAUGAUCGAAUCAUGUCGUUCCCAUCGGCAAAAAGCAAAUAUCUCAAAAGUUUACCGCAAAUUUUCACCACCCUCUCGUUUUAUUUCAAGGCAAACAAUCGUAAAGGAAUCAUUUGGAGAGGCACUCAAAAGAAAACUGAAUGGAUUUUAUCAUUUGAAAAUUCAAGAGUAACUUUAGGUAUAAACUUUAAGGAUGUAAAAAAUCUUACUCUAUCAGUUGAGGCUGAUGGCUCAGUAUUGAAUUUGAGAUGGCACUCGGUAGUCAUUAGUAUGUCAAAAGGCCAGAUAAGAUUGGAAAUUGAUAACCAAUAUAGUUACGGAAAUGUUCCACAUGAUAUGGAGUAA
Messenger RNA from Dimorphilus gyrociliatus, 3268 nucleotides. The record is from the annotation of a GenBank genome assembly. NCBI's taxonomy places the organism in Eukaryota, Metazoa, Annelida, Polychaeta, Dinophilidae.